UUUGCGGUCCGUGCAGACACACAAGAGAAACUGUGGACCUUUUAAUAACAAAUUCCUGAGUAUUUGACCACUACAUUUUUAUCUGUCAAUAUGGUUGAUGCAUUCUGUGCAACCUGGAAACUGGUUGACAGCCAGAAUUUUGAUGAGUACAUGAAGGCACUGGGUGUUGGCUUUGCCACCAGGCAAGUAGGCAAUGUUACUAAACCAACAAUUAUCAUCAGCCAGGAGGGGGAUAAAGUUUCUGUUAAGACACAGAGUACCUUCAAAAAUACAGAGAUUUCUUUUAAACUGGGAGAGGAGUUUGAUGAAACCACAGCGGAUGACAGACAUGUGAAGUCUACUGUAACUUUGGAAGGAGACAAACUUGUUCAUGUUCAGAGGUGGGAUGGCAAGGAGACUAAGUUUGUUAGAGAAAUCCAUGAUGGUAAAUUGACUAUGACCUUGACUUUUGAGGGGGUCGAGGCUGUCCGCACAUAUGAAAAGGCAUAAUGUCAAACUGUUGGAUGUUUCAGGGUGACCCUGGAAACUUGUCAAAUUUAAAAGGGCAUUUUUACUUCAUAUUUUUAACUUUAAAGAUUUCCCCUUUUUAAGAACGCGUGACAUUUUUUCUAAGACCUUUUAUAUGAAAUACACAUCGUGAAGUUUUUUUUGAAUGCUGCAGAUGUUGGUGAAAUGUAUAAUUGAAGCUUGCCUUUGUGUCAAACUGAAUAAAAUACUUGGUUUACUUGGUCAAAUACA
Molecule: messenger RNA, 738 nt
Organism: Misgurnus anguillicaudatus (oriental weatherfish)
Lineage: Eukaryota; Metazoa; Chordata; Actinopteri; Cypriniformes; Cobitidae
Gene: fabp7a
Product: fatty acid binding protein 7, brain, a
Molecular function (GO): lipid binding
Source: RefSeq, a predicted model, not a curated record